Molecule: messenger RNA, 259 nt
Organism: Sinocyclocheilus rhinocerous
Lineage: Eukaryota; Metazoa; Chordata; Actinopteri; Cypriniformes; Cyprinidae
Product: 1-aminocyclopropane-1-carboxylate synthase-like protein 1
Exons: 3
Biological process (GO): amino acid metabolic process; biosynthetic process
Molecular function (GO): pyridoxal phosphate binding; transaminase activity
Source: RefSeq, a predicted model, not a curated record
AUGGGUGAGAUUUACAUGCUCUCCGUGUUCAAUGAGACGGACAAGUUUUGCAGUGUUCUCAGUUUGGAUGGGUUGCCAGAUCCCCAGAGAACCCAUGUUAUGUGGGGCGUCAGUAAGGACUUUGCUAUGGCAGGAAUGCGAGUUGGCAUGGUCUACUCGGAGAAUGGAGAUUUGGUGCAGGCCCUGGAUCAGCUGGGCUGCUUCCACGGAGUCCCAGGACCCACACAGUACCAGAUGGCCCAGCUUCUCAGAGACAGAG